UUUUCCGGCUUGAUAUAGAGGCCUUAUAGUGUGUAGUAACUGGUCCCGCAUAUUGAUUCUGAGGCUUCCCUAAACUUCACAUCUGUCAGGGUCUGUGUUUGUGUGUUAACUCUGCUUAGUCAAAUAGACUCCAGUUUUAACAGUGAUUGUGUUUUAUUGACAGACAAAUGUGUUUAAUUUCAUCUAGGUUGGAUUUUGUGUGACAGCUCCGGUGAUUGUUUUCUCCAGGUUUUCCGAUAAGGUUUAUUCAUUUCCGUCUGGCAUGCCAUAGCCAAAGGUUUCUGAGACUGAUGUAAAGAUUUUGUGGGGAGGAUCUAGAGGUGUGGCCCUAACUUACAGUGUUGUGUGAACCUCUAUGGGAGAGAUCACUGGGUCGGGUGCCAUGGAUCGAUGGGUGUGUCCGAACGACAGACAUUUGGCCCUCAGAGCUAAACUGGGAACAGGAUGGUCAGUCCACACCAACAAAUUAUCGACUUUCCAUAAAGUGGACCAACUCAAUAUGGAGGAACAGGAGCAUAUCAUGAAUGUCAUUGCCAAGGCAGACUACCUUGACCAAGUCGAGCAGGAGAGGAUUGGUCGUUUGGUGGAGAAACUGGACAACAUGAAGAAGAACGCCAUGGGAAAUGGAACAACUCAGUGUAUCCUGUGUGGGGACGAGUUUGGUCUACUGGGGGCUAGCCCCACUCACUGUGAUGACUGCAAAAAUGCAGUUUGCACCAAAUGUGGCAUCGAUACCUUCAACAGCAAUAAACAACAGUUAUGGUUGUGUAAGAUCUGCAGCGAAUACCGAGAGGUUUGGAAACGAUCAGGAGCCUGGUUUUUCAAAGGAAUUCCAAAGUAUGUAUUACCAGAGAAAAAGUCAGAGAGUUCAAAGGUUGGAGGUCACAGAGGUCACCGGGAGGUGCCAGGCUCAAUGAGGUCUCGGCCAGGGUCAAUUAGAAGUCACACCACAUGGCACAGAGGAAGGGCAAGUCAUGCAAGUUAUGGAGAGAGCAGUGACCAGGAAUCAUCCAGUAGCUCUGAUGAUGAAGUUAGCAUUGGGAAGAGAAAGACAGUCAAACGCUCAGAGAGUGACAAUAUUAGCGUAACAAGUUCCACUAGUGGUCAGUAUUAUGGUAACCAUGCCAACAAAGAUCAACGACCAAGCAUCACUAGUAGCAACUAUUAUGGUGGACAUCUUAGUGCCACUGAGAGUAGUCGUGGUGAUGAUCCCCAUGACGAUACAGACAAUGAAAGCAUUGGGGGUCUGAUUCAUCAUGGGACGAAUGGGUCACGUGAUCAACAUCCUCCAACCAAACUGGUAGAUGAGGCAGACAUUGAUGAUGCUUUUAGCAAAUAUAAAAAUAAUCACUCCCUCUCAGAGGAACAUGAAGACAGCCUCUCUUCCCCUGACAGUCCCACUGGAGGUACCCCAUUGGGAUCUUUAGAAAUGUCUUUACUGUAUGAUGCCACUAAUAAUGCUCUUCAUUGUACCAUUGUGAGAGCCAGAGGACUGAAAGCUAUGGAUUCCAAUGGUCUAUCUGAUCCUUACGUCAAAUUACACUUACUUCCUGGGGCAAGCAAGUCCAACAAACUUCGAACUAAAACAAUACACAAGACUCUGAAUCCAGAUUGGAAUGAAACCCUGACGUACUACGGGAUAACGGAAGAUGACACGAUUAGAAAGACCCUGCGGUUGGCUGUUCUGGAUGAGGAUGCCUUUGGGUUCGACUUUAUUGGUGAGACAAGAGUUCCCCUGAAAAGGCUUCAGCCACAUCAUACCAAACACUUUAAUGUCUGUCUUGAAAAGCAAAUUCCUACUGACAAAGAUGAUGACCUUCUGUCACAUGACCGAGGUAAAAUCCUGCUGGGUUUGAAAUUUUCCACGUCCAAGCAGUCACUUGUGGUGUCUGUCGUUAGAUGUGUGGAGCUGGCCGCUUGUGAUACUAAUGGAUAUUCUGACCCCUAUGUCAAACUAUACUUAAAACCAGAUCCAGAGAAGAGAUCCAAGUUUAAAACUGUGGUAAAGAAGAAAACUUUAAAUCCUGAGUAUAAUGAGGAGUUUAUAUAUGAAAUAAAGCAUAAUGAGCUAGCUAAGAAGACACUGGAGAUUACUGUGUGGGACAGAGAUAUUGGUAAAGCCAAUGACUUCAUUGGUGGUGUACAACUUGGUAUUAGUGCAAAGGGUCAACGUCUGAAGCACUGGUACGACACUCUGAAGAAUCCUGACCACAAGUUUGAGCGCUGGCACACCCUGGCCGCCGAGCUAAUUCCAGAGGUCUAGAUUAAUACCCACCCUCCCCAAUUCUCUGUUGUGUUCCUGAUGAAUACUAACAGAGAACACCAGAUGAUUGCCCGGCAGAGCUAAUACAUUUUAAUUCUGAUUGUGUUUGAAUUCUGUACAAUAAGUUCUGCUGUUGUAGAUUUUCUUGUUUCAAAUAGUUUACGUUCAACAUUUUGAUAUCUUAUUUUCAACAUAAGUUUGUAAAUCAUAUACAGUAAAACAGGCUUUUAACAAAUGUAUGCUUAUUGUGAAGUGAAGUUUAUUCCCAUAGGAGAGGAAAAUACCAAAAAUUUCAUUUGACAUCAUGAAGUUUGGUUAUAACAAGCCAUAUUCCGGUGGCCCUGGAGGUUUGCUACAACCAUGUUUUACUGUAAUUCUUUAAAAAUCAUUUUAUUUAAGUUAAAAAAUCUGUAAGCAAUCACUUGAUAUGAAUAUUGAUGGAAGAGGAGAAGAAACUUUGCCCUUUUUGUACAAGGAUAUUGUCAAACAUUAUUAUUUGUUUUAUAUUCAUAUUUUAAGUGCAAUAUAGGUGCAGAACAAUUAUUAAAUUGAAAACUGUACUGUGAUAUUUAGCUUUUGUUCUGAGAAUAGAUCAUACAUGUAUAUGCUAAAAAUGAUGCUUCUUAUUCAACUGUGAAAAAUCAAAUUUAUGUGUCACAAGAAUUUGGAAUAAUAUUCUUAAGUAGAAUUUAUGUCUUUUUUGUGCUAUAUGUUUGUAGUUUGUUGUAUUUUUUGGACUCUGCUUUUAAAUUUCAAAAUAGGUGACUCUUGGUAGGAGAUCACGUAUUUAUAAUGGCUUUGGAGUCUAUGAUUUAUAAGAGGGAGAACAGGUAAUCACACAGCCUUGGGUAUUGCAUACUGAUGUCUUCCAUGUCAUGUGUAGAAGUCUGCAUAUGCCUGUAAUUUGGGUAUCAGAAUGACAAUUGAUAUGUAAAGUCAUCAAAAAAGAAUCUCUCUCCAUACCAGACCCAAGAGGGACCAGUUAGUCCCACAAAGCCCUUUCCCCCUCUCCAAGGAUCCACUAGUGGUUUUUGUUUGCUAGAUGUAUAUUUGUUGAAAUUUUGACAAUUAUUUAAGCUACCAGCAUUUGACAUCAAAAACACUACACAAAAAACUGAAUUCUGGUUAUCUGUGCUGGGUACUCCCAUUGUAAAAUGUGUUGCAAAAUUUCCAUACACAGUACAGCAUAGAAUGCCUUAUUGUUUCAAGGUUGUGAAUUUUCUAGUUUAUGAUGAUUUCAAUACUCUACAUAUGUAUGUUACAUGAAUCUGUUACAACACUCGUAUGUUUAAAAAUAUUAAAUAUUUUUGUUCAA
This is a messenger RNA of Ostrea edulis (European flat oyster), 3578 nucleotides long. Its product is annotated as rabphilin-3A-like. The transcript is spliced from 18 exons. Gene Ontology annotation, biological process: intracellular protein transport. The record is from RefSeq and is a predicted model, not a curated record. Gene Ontology annotation, molecular function: small GTPase binding. Bases 356 to 2263 code for a protein of 635 amino acids. Lineage: Eukaryota; Metazoa; Mollusca; Bivalvia; Ostreida; Ostreidae. Gene Ontology annotation, cellular component: membrane.